Hemibagrus wyckioides is the source of this 1363-nucleotide messenger RNA. It is a transcript of the gene arr3a, whose product is annotated as arrestin 3a, retinal (X-arrestin). Bases 248 to 1363 code for a protein of 371 amino acids. The transcript is spliced from 16 exons. The record is from RefSeq and is a predicted model, not a curated record. Gene Ontology annotation, biological process: G protein-coupled receptor internalization; visual perception; signal transduction. Lineage: Eukaryota; Metazoa; Chordata; Actinopteri; Siluriformes; Bagridae. Gene Ontology annotation, molecular function: G protein-coupled receptor binding.
CCUGAACACAGGUCUUAACACAAUCCUUGGUUUUAUUUUUACCUCGUCGUGGUUGUAAAUAGUUCAUUAGUGAUUAGUUAAUGGGAUUAGUGGAAGUGUGAAUGGAGGUGAAGGGAGGGAUCAGGAUGCAGGUAUAAAUCACACACCCACACUCUCUCUGACACCACAGGCACCACGCUGAGACCAGGAGUGAUCGACUGCACACCCACAUCAGCACACAAGAUAAUUAUUCUUUGAAUCAGGAAACAUGGUGGACAAGGUUUUUAAGAAGACCAGUGGUAAUGGUCAGCUUACUCUGUACCUGGGGAAAAGGGAUUAUAUUGAUAACGUGGACAGCGUGGAGUCUGUUGAGGGUGUUGUGAAGAUUGAUCCCAAAGACCUGGGUGACAGGAAAGUGUGGGUUCAGCUAUGCUGUGCUUUUCGGUAUGGUAAUGAGGACCUGGACGUGAUCGGGCUAAUUUUCAGGAAGGACAUCUGGAUUAAUCACAUUCAGCUUUAUCCUGAUGCUGGACACAAACCAAAGCUCACUGACAUGCACAACACACUGCUGAAGAAAGCUGGCGAGCAAGCGUACGCCUUCACUUUCGAGAUCCCAACCAAUCUUCCCUGUUCCAUCACCCUACAGCCCGGACCUGACGAUCAGGGGAAGAAGCCCUGUGGUGUGGACUUCGAGGUGAAAGCCUAUGUCGCUAAGCAGGCCGAAGAUCUGAAUGAGAAAAUUGAUAAAAAGGAUACAUGCCGUCUGAUUAUCCGUAAGUCUCAGUAUGCCCCAGUAAACACAGGAACUGGACAAAGAGCAGAACUCUGUAAGAGCUUCAUGCUGUCAGACAAACCGCUGCUGCUGGAGGCGUCUCUGGAGAAAGAUGUUUAUUACCAUGGAGAAACCAUUCCUGUUAAAGUGAAGGUAAAGAACGACACCGGCAAAGUGGUGAACAAAUUCAGAAUCACUGUUGAUCAGACAACAGAUGUGAUUCUGUACUCUGCUGAUAAAUAUACCAAGUGUGUUCUGAAUGAAGAGUUUGCGGAGACAGUGGAAGCAAACUCAACGUUCGAGAAAGUUUUUCGUGUCACACCACUGCUGGCUCAGAACAGAGAGAAACGAGGACUUUCUGUGGAUGGAAAACUAAAAUACGAGGACACAAACCUAGCAUCCACCACCCUUGUGAGACCGGGUAUGGACAGAGAGAUUUUGGGAAUCAUGGUCUUUUAUAAAAUCACGGUUCAUCUGCUGGUGUCUGGAGCAGGGCUUUUGGGAGGUCUGACUGGCAGUGAUGUGGCAGUGGAGUUACCUCUGACUCUAAUGCACCCCAAACCUACAGGUUCCUCACACAGCAACAUGGAGAAAACAUGCAACUCUGCCUAG